CCUCUCCGCCGCCAUUAGGAGCCCGCUGCGCCCGAGGCCGCCCCCCUCCUCUCUCCCCCCUCCCCCCCUGUGUCCCCCCGCCUCCGUGCCUGCCCUCCGCCCCUCUGCCCCCGCCUCCGGCAGCGGGAGUCGCGCGCGGGCCCGCGGUGACCAUGUCCUGACUGAGGGGAGAGGGCGGAGGCGGCAGCAGCGGGGCGGGCGGCGGCGCGGAGGGAGGCGGAGAGGGGCCGGGCUCGGCUCGUCGCCGCGGGCUGCUCGGGGAGUCGCCGCCGCCGCCGCCGCCGCCGCGGCCGCCGGGCGCCGAGCGUCGGACGGGGAGGAGAAGCAGGAGCUGGAGGAAGAGCCACCGCCGCCGCCAGGAAUAGCUAUUCACAGUCAUACAGAACCACUUACCACGUUUUGCAGUAUCUCCUGAGGAAGUCAGAAUCUGAGCCAGCAUGACGACUGAAUCUUGUCUUUGGUCUGAUUUAUAAGCUGUAAUUUUAUUCUGACCAUGUGCAAGGUGGAGGCUAUAGCAUGGAAACUAAAAUCUUACUUCCUGCCUGACAUAACUCACUUCAAGAAGUGCACAAUGUCAGAACGUGGAAUUAAGUGGGCUUGUGAAUACUGUACGUAUGAAAACUGGCCAUCUGCAAUCAAGUGUACUAUGUGUCGUGCCCAAAGACCUAGUGGAACAAUUAUUACAGAAGAUCCAUUUAAAAGUGGUUCAAGUGAUGUUGGUAGAGAUUGGGAUCCUUCCGGCACCGAAGGAGGAAGUAGUCCUUUGAUAUGUCCAGACUCUAGUGCAAGACCAAGGGUUAAGUCUUCGUACAGCAUGGAAAAUGCAAAUAAAUGGUCAUGCCACAUGUGCACAUAUUUGAACUGGCCAAGAGCAAUCAGAUGCACUCAGUGUUUAUCCCAGCGUAGGACCAGGAGUCCCACAGAAUCUCCUCAAUCCUCAGGAUCUGGCUCAAGACCAGUUGCUUUUUCUGUUGACCCUUGCGAGGAAUACAAUGAUAGAAAUAAACUGAACACAAGGACCCAGCAUUGGACUUGUUCUAUUUGCACAUAUGAAAACUGGGCCAAGGCUAAAAAGUGUGUUGUUUGCGAUCAUCCCAGACCUAAUAAUAUUGAAGCAAUCGAGUUGGCAGAGACGGAAGAGGCUUCUUCAAUAAUAAAUGAGCAAGACAGAGCUCGAUGGAGAGGAAGCUGUAGCAGUGGCAACAGCCAAAGAAGAUCACCGCCGACUACGAAACGGGACUCGGAGAUGAAAAUGGAUUUUCAGAGGAUUGAGUUGGCUGGUGCUGUUGGCAGCAAGGAGGAACUUGAAGUGGACUUCAAAAAACUAAAGCAAAUUAAAAACAGGAUGAAAAAGACUGAUUGGCUAUUCCUCAAUGCUUGUGUGGGGGUUGUAGAAGGUGAUUUAGCUGCUAUAGAAGCAUACAAAUCAUCAGGAGGGGACAUUGCCCGUCAGCUCACUGCAGAUGAAGUGCGCUUGCUGAACCGUCCUUCUGCUUUCGAUGUUGGCUAUACUCUGGUACAUCUGGCUAUACGUUUUCAGAGGCAGGAUAUGCUAGCAAUAUUGCUUACAGAGGUGUCUCAACAAGCAGCAAAGUGUAUUCCAGCAAUGGUGUGUCCUGAACUGACAGAGCAAAUCCGGCGUGAGAUAGCUGCCUCUCUUCAUCAGAGAAAGGGGGAUUUUGCUUGCUAUUUCCUAACUGACCUUGUAACAUUUACGUUGCCAGCAGAUAUUGAAGACUUGCCUCCAACAGUCCAAGAAAAAUUAUUUGAUGAGGUGCUUGAUAGAGAUGUUCAAAAAGAGUUAGAAGAAGAAUCUCCAAUUAUAAACUGGUCCUUGGAAUUGGCUACACGUUUGGACAGUCGACUGUAUGCACUUUGGAACCGGACUGCAGGAGACUGCUUACUUGAUUCAGUACUUCAAGCUACCUGGGGCAUUUAUGACAAGGACUCGGUGCUUCGGAAAGCCCUGCAUGACAGCCUACAUGACUGUUCACAUUGGUUUUAUACACGUUGGAAAGAUUGGGAGUCCUGGUAUUCUCAGAGCUUUGGUUUACAUUUUUCCUUGAGAGAAGAACAGUGGCAAGAAGACUGGGCAUUUAUACUCUCUCUUGCUAGUCAGCCUGGAGCAAGUUUGGAACAGACCCACAUUUUUGUACUUGCACAUAUUCUUAGACGACCAAUUAUAGUUUAUGGAGUAAAAUAUUAUAAAAGUUUCCGGGGAGAAACUUUAGGAUAUACUCGGUUUCAAGGUGUGUAUUUGCCUUUGUUGUGGGAACAGAGUUUUUGUUGGAAAAGUCCGAUUGCUCUGGGCUAUACAAGGGGCCACUUCUCUGCUUUGGUUGCCAUGGAAAAUGAUGGCUAUGGUAACCGAGGUGCUGGUGCUAACCUGAACACCGAUGACGAUGUCACCAUUACAUUUCUGCCUCUGGUUGACAGUGAAAGGAAGUUACUCCAUGUGCACUUUCUUUCUGCUCAGGAGCUAGGUAAUGAGGAACAGCAAGAAAAGCUGCUCCGGGAGUGGCUGGACUGCUGUGUGACUGAGGGAGGAGUUCUUGUGGCCAUGCAGAAGAGCUCUCGGCGGCGAAAUCACCCUCUGGUCACGCAGAUGGUAGAAAAAUGGCUUGACCGCUACCGACAGAUCCGGCCUUGUACAUCCCUGUCUGAUGGGGAGGAAGACGAAGAUGAUGAAGAUGAAUGAAAAUAAUCAAAGAGCAGAAGAGCAAGGUGUCAGCUCUGUGGUGGCCUCCACGUCACUGCGGUGCUCCAAGCAGAGCGCCUGGCACGAAAUGAAGCAGAUCUGGCAGGGUCUGCUGGGAAGGGUUUUUCUGAUCCACACCCGAUGGAGACGAUGCAUCUGCUGUGUGAGGAGACAGAACUUUGGACUACAGUUUGUAAAAAAUGAAUUUUAUUAAGACAGAACUUUUAUCCUUUCAAAUUGUAAAUCUGUCUAUAAAUGUUAACGCAUGUGGUUGUGUAAUAAGAAAAGUUGUACCAGCAUCUUCAUAUUAUUGAGAAGUUUUUUCCAGCAUGGGCACCUCCAAAUGCACAUGGCAGAUCACUCUUUGUUCCUUUGAGAUAAUUCUUUUUUAAGUAGAACCUGGCAUUCUACUUCCAUCUUAAAAGAUCCAUUUUACAUUAUGUCUCACUAGAGCUCGUGAGAGAUUUGGAAACUUUUUGUACAAAUUAUCCACAGCAAAAAAUAAAAACAAGCGUUUAUUUUUAUUAAUAAUUUAGUUCCUGUUGUGCCCAAUAAAAUAAAAUCAAAUCUUUAAGGAACAAACUGUAAGAAAAGUAAGGAUUUUUUAUUGAGUGAACUUUGCAUAGACAUCGUUCCCUUGUUUUGGAAAGGGUUUUGGUUUCUAUUAUUUUGUCUUUUUAAAAGUUUCUGAUAUGCCCCUUUUCAGUGCUUAGGUAUUUAUUUGUUUGGAAGAGUGCCCUUAAGAUGGGGCUUCUUCUCCCAGACUCUGGGUAGCAGUCUCUUUGUGAAUCGUUACUUGGUGGAUGUAAGUGAGGGGAGUGCUCGGGGGAGCCGGUCCACUCGUAUGUAACUGAAUGAAUCGUGUGAACUUUGCCCACUUGACUCUGUUGACAAUGUUAUACUCUCCCAGGUUGCCAUGCAUAGGGUCUGUGGAGUCUUACUGUCUUUUAUCAUCAACUCUGCUUUAGGCAAAUUGUGUUAGAAAGGCAUGCCUUCGCUUGGGCUAAUUGGGAAUAUCAGUUCAGUAUAGAAUAAAGAUUUAAGAACGCAGUAAGGUGGUAAAUGCAUUGUAUAAUGAAUUUCUCAGUGAGUAGUCUGAGAAGUUUUGCAUGUUGAUUAAUUGUGGCCAUUCUUAUUUAAAGUUAAGACUAUAAUCUUAGGUAGGAAAACUUUCUACAAAAAGUAUUAUUUGACCACUUCAGGUAUACAUUCAAAACUGGGUAAAAAUUUCAGACCUAUCUCAGGAACACAAAAAGACUUAUUUAGUGUCCUGGUAAGCACUUUGUAGACUAUUGAUGUGGCAAGGAAUUUGGAAAGAAGCCCUACACACACACGCACACGCACGCGCGCGCGCACACACACACACACACACCCUUUCCUUCCCUUGAUGAAAAGUCUGUGAAAACCUUGAAAUAUUUACUUCUUGUUUUCUUCUUAAGUUCUGUUUAGAUGCUAUUGAAAUGUGCACAACAUCAGAUUUGAUGCUGGAAUACUAAAAAUAGAAAAUUACCUAUGA
This is a messenger RNA of Physeter macrocephalus (sperm whale), 4214 nucleotides long. RefSeq names its product zinc finger RANBP2-type containing 1 (gene ZRANB1). Gene Ontology annotation, biological process: cytoskeleton organization; protein deubiquitination involved in ubiquitin-dependent protein catabolic process; protein K33-linked deubiquitination. The record is from RefSeq and is a predicted model, not a curated record. The transcript is spliced from 11 exons. NCBI's taxonomy places the organism in Eukaryota, Metazoa, Chordata, Mammalia, Artiodactyla, Physeteridae. Gene Ontology annotation, cellular component: nucleus; cytoplasm. The coding region runs from base 494 to 2698 and encodes 734 amino acids. Gene Ontology annotation, molecular function: cysteine-type deubiquitinase activity; K63-linked polyubiquitin modification-dependent protein binding.